UCCACCGCGUCAAGAUGCUCUUGCGUAAUUUGUUUUUUGCACUCCUCUUAAAGGCUUCGACUGUAUCUGCAGCAUAUCCAACAUGUCAACUAGACGAGGAAUGCGUCAGACUCUGCGAUUGUUCCCCACUGAGGGGCAUUCUGAAGCCCAGGGGUAUGACUGUGACGGAGAUACAUGUAUUUAAGGACAGGCAGUGCGGCCUUGCUCCCCGAGGAGAUGCCCUACUGCUAAGGGUUUACAUCUGUUGCCCGAAACAAAGUUGGAUCCUGCCGAACAGUCAGAUGUGCGGGCAAACGCCGCCCGCUUUUCACGUUGUGGCUGGCCGAGAGGCCCCACUGAACGGGUUUCCCUGGAUUGCCAUGCUCCUGUACAGGUCCUCGAGGGACUGGAGCCUAGUGCCCAAAUGCGCGGGCUCCCUGAUCACCAAUCGCUUCGUGCUCACCGCAGCCCACUGCUUGGACAUAGAUGGCUUCGAGCUACGGACGGUGCGCCUUGGCGAGCACAAUACCUCCUCCAAUCCGGACUGUGCCAAUAUGCUUGGCCGAUGGAGAUGCACGGCCCGGCAUCUGGAGAUCAAUGUGGACAAAUCUAUCAGUCAUAAGGACUACAGGGUCGUCGGUGGGAAACACUAUAACGACAUAGCCCUGCUGCGUCUGCAAUAUCCAGUAAGAUAUACACCGGAAAUCCAACCCGUGUGUAUUAAACCUGUCCCUGAAUUCCGGAAUUUCUCCUUUGAAAACGAAACCAUGCAAAUAGCAGGCUGGGGCUACUCGCAGUGGCAGAGUAUGAGUAAUGUGUUGCUGCAAGCCUACGUCAAGGGAAGAAGUGCGGAUGAGUGCUCAGGGUAUGCUAAAGAUGUCUUGGGAUUCGAUAGGGAUUCCCAGAUAUGUGCCGGUGGCCAGGACGGAACGGACACUUGUGACGGCGACUCUGGCGGUCCGCUGAUGGCCACAAUGGGGUGGGGCGUGGAUGAGUUCAACUACUUAGCUGGAAUAACCUCGUACGGAGCCAGAUUCGGACGGACAUGCGGAUACGGACCAGCUGUUUACACAAAAACUUCACACUUUAUCGAAUGGAUAGAAUGGAACAUGUAUACAAAUCAAUAGGAUGUACUUCUCAACUCUUCCCCUGUGAAAGUAUAAUAAACUGCCUCA
Messenger RNA from Drosophila biarmipes, 1154 nucleotides. RefSeq names its product spaetzle-processing enzyme-like. The coding region runs from base 15 to 1106 and encodes 363 amino acids. The transcript has 3 exons. NCBI's taxonomy places the organism in Eukaryota, Metazoa, Arthropoda, Insecta, Diptera, Drosophilidae. Gene Ontology annotation, molecular function: serine-type endopeptidase activity. The record is from RefSeq and is a predicted model, not a curated record. Gene Ontology annotation, biological process: proteolysis.